CAGAGAUCCGCCGACUGCAAGAAGCAGUGUCAUCGUGACUACUACCUGAACAAGGCUGGCCGCUGCACGGCCUGUGUGAGCUGCUCACGAGGUGACCUCGUGGAGAAGAUGCCUUGCACAAGGGACUCACCCCGAGUCUGUGAAUGUCGACCUGGAAUGUUCUGUGUCACGACAGCCACCAAUUCCUGUGCUCGCUGCGCCUCUCACUCCACCUGCUCGAUGGGCAUGAUUGUCAAACUUCAGGGUACAGCAGAGAGGGACACUGUCUGUGAGCUUGCUCCCCGCAAGACCCAUCCUGGCUGCAGCACCAGCUCAGAGGACUACAAGGGCUUUGAUUGCCUGGCUUAUCUCAACGUCUUCUCCAGAAACACCACUACUGAGGCCACAUCCAACCUGAGCCAGGUGCACACCCCAGAAGAUACUUUCAAAGAGAGACUUCCUCACUCUCCUUCCUCCCCAGGGAAGCCCAGCCCAGAUCCAGGGCUGUCCUCACAAAAGCCAUGCCCAGAGGGGUCUGCAGACUGCGGGAAGCAGUGUGGGCCUGACUACUACCUGGACAAGGCUGGCCGCUGCACCGCCUGCGUGAGCUGCCUGAGAGAUGACCUGGUGGAGAAGACACUGUGCACAAGGAACUCCCCCCGGGUCUGCGAAUGCCGACCUGGAAUGGUCUGUGCCACAUCAGCCACCAACUCAUGUGCCCGCUGCGUCACCAGCCAUAUCUGCCCAUCAAAGAUGGCCAAGGCCCAGGGUACAGCUCGAAGGGACACCGCUCAUGAGUCACCUCCCUCAGGAAGCCCAUCUGACUGCAGCUCCAGCCCAGAGGAGAGUAAUAUGUCUGCCAGCACCACCUCCACCGUGCCGUCCUCCCCCCUGGACUCCCACACCAAUGACAAUCACGAAGAGAGCACCAUCCAUGCCCAGCAGGACACCUCGAUCCCAACCAGUGCUUCUCGUGCCCUCUUCUCCACUCGAAAGCCCGUACUGACCACAGGAUCUGUGCUCUUCUGGGUGACCAUCGUGUUGGUGGCAAUCCUUGUCUCCAGCACCUUCCUCCUGUGCCACUGGAAGGCCUGUGGGAAGGGGAUUCGGCAGAAGCUUCACCUGUGUUUCCAAGGCCAGACCUUCCGGCCCAAGCCAGCGCCUGUAGAUUCCAGGUCACAGAAGUUGCCCAAGCCCUGCAGGAGCAUAUUAGUGACGGAAACGGAUUCAGAGGAGAAAAGGUUGAUGAGCACACCAUCUGUGGAGGCCUGCCCCAGCGUGGGGACACCCUGCCUGGAAAGUCUGAAGCUGCUGGGGGCCAGCCCACCUGAGGGUCCCUCAUCCCCCAGGGAGGUCUACGAGCCCCUGGCGACUGCAGAGCACACCAAUAACAAGAUUGAGAAUAUCUACAUUAUGAAGGCAGACACCGUGAUCGUGGGGUCAGUGAGGACUGAGGUGCCCGAGAGCCAGGGUGUGGCGACUCAGGAGGCCCUCAAUUUGGAGGAGGACCUCGAAGUGGACCACAUCCCCCACUAUCCAGAGCAGGAGACCGAGCCACCUCUGGGCAGCUGCGGGGAUGUCAUGUUCUCGGUGGAGGAGGAAGGGAAGGAGGAGCCUGUGCCCACAACUGCCUCUGAGAAGUGA
Molecule: messenger RNA, 1623 nt
Organism: Elephantulus edwardii (Cape elephant shrew)
Lineage: Eukaryota; Metazoa; Chordata; Mammalia; Macroscelidea; Macroscelididae
Gene: TNFRSF8
Product: tumor necrosis factor receptor superfamily, member 8
Exons: 13
Coding region: 109-1623 (504 amino acids)
Biological process (GO): signal transduction
Molecular function (GO): transmembrane signaling receptor activity; protein binding
Source: RefSeq, a predicted model, not a curated record